AUGGAUCAACCUUCCUCCCAAAAGUCUUGUGUUGAUGCUGAGUGGGCAGAGCAGAGGACUCGAGAUGCCUUGAAAGGCUUCACAUACUUCGGGACGUUCGACGAACUACUGGCUUGGACACCAGACGACGCCGACGCCCUGCAGAAGUCCAACACUCCGCUCCUCCAGCGAGCAGAAUCGGACAGCGAUCAUGGCGCCAAAGUGAUGCUCAUACAUGACUACCAAGGCGGAUACAACGACUAUGAAUCCUGUCAGGGCCAGGUUGUGCCCAAGGAACAAUACUCUUGCAAUCACCUCCAAUUCGUGGAGACGUUCGUGUAUUUCUCUCAUCGUCUUGUGUCUGUCCCGCCUCCUACUUGGACGAAUACGUGCCAUCGCAAUGGUGUCAUUGUACUCGGGACUUUCAUCGUCGAGCCUGGAUCUAAUGAUGUUGAAUACAUAUUGCAGCAGGACGAGUCCGGCUCGUUUUGGGUCGCUCGGAAGCUCGCCAAUAUGGCCAAAUGUUAUGGCUUCGAUGGCUGGCUGAUUAACAUUGAAACUCCCUUCCCGCUGCUAUCCUGGAGUGCGGCAAAGCUGGAAGGCUUCCUGCGGCAGUUGAGAGAUGAGCUCGGCGUGAACAGCAAGGUAGUGUGGUACGAUGCACUCACGACGCUCAACUUCAUCUGGUAUCAGAACACAUUGAACUACAUGAAUCUACAGUUCGCCAUCGCGGCAGGCUCUAUGCUUACUAACUACAAAUGGGAUCCAGAGCUGGCUCAGAGCGGCAAAGCUCGUGCCUUGGAAAGCGAUUUGGGUCUUGAUAACUUGUACUUUGGCAUCGAUGUCUGGGCACAGAAUUAUCAGCAAGACAGGAAGCACAGGCGCGUUACGUGGCCUAGGCUCUUCGGUGGUGGCACAGGCACUGGCCUCGGCGUGCAGGUCCUCCAGGAGCUGGGUCUGAACGCUGGCCUCUUCGCGCCGGGUUGGUCGUAUGAGCAUUUCAGCGACCACAACUCUGCGGUGGAAGGAGCAAUAUGGAAGGGCACUCCGCUGCCGGAGGACCUGGCCUGCGACUGCGACCCGCAAAGACCACACGAUACGGCGCCAUAUCAGCAACAUGGAGUAGUUGAGUAUGCGAAAGCUUUCCCAGCUGGAUCUUCCACUUUCUUCCACACCAACUUCGAGCGCGCUUUUUCGCGAAACGAUGACGGAGUCGUAAAUGCCUUUCUAGGCUUUCAAAAUAUUCAGCCAUUCGAGACCGAAUCUCGUCCUCAUGCUGCGCAACUUCAAGCAAAAGUCCAUGACUCUCCCUCGAGAUGCGUUCUGUCCAUUGCGCCUCUCAGCCAAGGCGCCAUGUCACGCUCGCGAAUUCAGCUUGCGAAAAUGGCAGUGGCUGCUCUCGAGCCACUGAAGCUUACGAUGAGAUACCGUAUCUUGCAUUACGCUCACCGCGAUCUCUGGCUCCAGGCCGACUUCCAAGAUAGCUAUGGCCAACGACAGUCGAGGCGUGAAGCACUUGUCGUGACCGACAAACAGCUCGCGAGGCUAGAGUGGACACUCGACAUCAACGCUUCCGAAAUGGGGCCCAUCGCACAGACAGAGCAACCAAUUUUCCUCGAAAGCCUGUUCAUCUGCUUUGAGUUCGACCAGAACUCUUCGUCACUUGAGGCGGCAAAGUCUGAUAUUCUUGAGAUAUAUUCCAUCACAGUUCUAACAAAGUCCGCCAAGAGGCCUCGUUGUGACAUUUCCGAUCUCGGUCUGGAGAAGCGAGGGACUGGCAUGAAUCGUCACUCGAGGCUACAUUGGAAGAUCAGUUCAGACCCUGGACAGAGUCACGAUGACACCGCUAUGCCAUAUAGUCCUAUCACAGGACCUUGCGCCCAUUUCAGAAUUUCUGCUGAUGGAAAGGAGUUGGGAAGGGCUUAUGCGUUGGAAUUCGUUCUUCCACCAAGCACUGAGAGAAACGGGGCGGAUAUGGUGCGAGAGAUCAAGAUCGCCGGCAUAGGCUUUGAUAGGCAGGUCCUGUGUGAGGCGACGAUCAUUCUUGCUGAGCCUGACGAUGGCAUUCAGGAGGAGGCAGCCGGAUGGGUCUUGGUUGAACAGGCUUUUCUCGGGAAGAGCAGCGACAGACUCUCGUGCGUCGAGAAAGAGUAG
This is a messenger RNA of Cercospora beticola, 2133 nucleotides long. RefSeq lists its product as uncharacterized. Lineage: Eukaryota; Fungi; Ascomycota; Dothideomycetes; Mycosphaerellales; Mycosphaerellaceae. Gene Ontology annotation, molecular function: mannosyl-glycoprotein endo-beta-N-acetylglucosaminidase activity. The record is from RefSeq and is a predicted model, not a curated record. Gene Ontology annotation, cellular component: cytoplasm. Gene Ontology annotation, biological process: protein deglycosylation.